AUGCACCCAGCCCCGUCGCCGACCAUCCCUCGACCGCCGCUCGUCGUCACUCCUCCUCGCGCCGACCAACCGGCACCGGCGCCUCUCUCGCUCUCCGCGUCGCUCGAGCAGCUCCAGGGCCAGGCCGCCUUUGCUCCACGCACCAUCUUCGACCCGCCGCAACUAGCGCAGCCUUACUCGGAGCCACAACCUGGGCCCGGCCCCCCACCUCGAGUCGCCGACUUGGUCGUCGACGGCCUCGACCACCGCAGGCUCUUUGUUCGCCUACCCGAGUCCGACCCGGUCCACCUCCUCCUCGAGCACUACGUCCCGCCCGAGCAACGCCCGCGCCGUGACCUGAGCGGCGACUACCGCGACAGGACCCUCGACGACCUCGUUAGCACGCACAACUGGCGAGGCGUGGCCCGCUUUGCCUACGAUCAGGUCACCCAGUCGCCGCCCAACGACACGGCGCACAUCCUCACCCACUGGGUCCUGCGCUUCCACGCCCUCCUCCGCCUUCGACUCGUCGCCGCCCUCUCUGCAGAGCUCUCGGCCGUCACGUCGCUCCUCCCUCCCGCGCACUUCCCCCCUUCCACCUCGUCUUCCUCGGCACCGCCAGCCUUCCACCCUGACGUCCCCUUCGAGCUGCACCUCCUCUCGGCCUCGCUCCCCUCCCUCGCCCCGGCGCCGCACGACGCGAUGCCCGACCAGGCCGCCGCCGUCGAACGGCUAGCGGCGCUUCUACAAGCGGCCAAGGGCGAGAUGUGGCACUGCAGGACGGUCGGCGACGAGCAGGGCGAGCGCGAGUGGCGCGAGAGGGUCGAGCGCGUGGGAGAGGUCCUGAGCGGGGUCUUGGGCGACCUCAAGGCACACGGCGCACAGCGCGCCCUCCUCGCCUCGUCGACGAGCCCGACCGAUGCGCUCCUCGCCGCCCUCGCGCGGCACCACUACUCGACGGGCGACCUCGCCUCGCUCGCCACGACCUCGGCCACUUCAACGACCUCGACGUCGCAGGGGCGGGGCGUGCGCAAGGCUCGCGUGCUCGAGCUCGUCGGGCGCGCUCAGUGGGACGAGGCCGAGCGGGAGCUGAGGGGGUUGGUGCGCGACGACGAGGAGGACCUCGAGGCCCAGAUCAACCUCGCCGUCGUGCUCCUCUACUCCCCCAAGCUCGAUGAGGCCAUCUCGCACCUCCACACCCUCCUUCGGUCGUCCUCUCCCUCCCUUUCCCUCGCCGCGCACCACUCGCCCACCCUCUUGUUCAACCUGUGCACGCUGUACGAGCUACGCAGCGAGCGCGCGACCGAGGACAAGGUGCGGCUCCUUGUCGCAGCGGCGAGCUGUGGAGGCGGGGCGCAGGGCGUCGAGGCGUCGAGCUUCAAGCUCGCGCUGUAGAACGGGCUCGUCCAGUGCACACGUAUACACUCUUCUCC
Messenger RNA from Rhodotorula graminis WP1, 1412 nucleotides. RefSeq lists its product as uncharacterized. Gene Ontology annotation, cellular component: Golgi apparatus; TRAPP complex. The record is from RefSeq and is a predicted model, not a curated record. Gene Ontology annotation, molecular function: protein binding. The transcript has 7 exons. The coding region runs from base 1 to 1374 and encodes 457 amino acids. Lineage: Eukaryota; Fungi; Basidiomycota; Microbotryomycetes; Sporidiobolales; Sporidiobolaceae.